Molecule: messenger RNA, 1090 nt
Organism: Lineus longissimus
Lineage: Eukaryota; Metazoa; Nemertea; Pilidiophora; Heteronemertea; Lineidae
Product: calmodulin-like
Exons: 4
Coding region: 150-626 (158 amino acids)
Molecular function (GO): calcium ion binding
Source: RefSeq, a predicted model, not a curated record
CAUAGUUUGCUCUCUUAAGACAUUGAGUUCAACAAAAUUUUGGACAUUUCUGAUAUCACCAGCAGUGGCCUAACACGUCAGGGUCAAGAGAAGAGGAAAAUAUACGGAAGAAAGGGUUGAAACGAGAACGACUGCAGCCGAGAAAAAGCAUGGCCUCAGAGCAACAACUAGUUCCGCCCCGGUUCGAUGUGAACGAAGCCGAAAUGGCCGAGUACCUCCGAGUGUUCGAUUGCUUCGACAAGGACCACAAUGGAAAGCUGUCACAAGAUGAAUUGAAAGAAAUGUUACGGGUGGUGAAGAUACCGAAAAAACCAAAAGCUCAGGACGUCAUGAGACUGGCGGACACUGACGGUGACGGACACAUCAGCAAGGACGAAUUUUUACAGGCACUUUUUGGCUGUCCGCGAGACCAGACGUACGGCUACAUGUUUCGCUGUUUUGACACUGACGGGGACGGAAGGGUGGACGCCCACGAGCUCCUGCGGGCGCUCGGGGAAAUGGAGAACGAACAGACCCUCAAGGCAGCCAAUCACCUCAUUGCAGAUCUGGACAAAGACGGCGAUGGAUUAAUCGACCAGGAGGAAUUUGUGCAACUUUUCACAAAGAUUGGAAAUAAGAACUUGUAAAGUUGAUGACGGUGUUAUUUACGGGUGACAUGAUUAAAUAUCACUUGUCUGGCAAGUUUUGGACUAGCAACUACAUUGUAUCGGCAUUUUGUUCUGCAUAUCGAAGGAAAAAACAUAUCAGCGAAUUUUGUAAAUGUUUUCACGACCAUCACUGAUAUAGAAUAUAAAUACAUAUUAUCUACUGGUACAGAUUCAUUCUUUGUUCCAACAUUGACAUGUGUCCUACUUCUGGUAAAUUGUUUUUUACCGCAUAAACGACUGGUAACAUCAGACACCGUUUACAUGCUCGGUUUAGAUGAUAAUGUUCGGUGAUUACCUCCACCGCUUUCGUUAAUUGCUGAUUGAGAAAAAAUGAUUAUUUCGAUAUUGAAUUGGCGCAUCUAUAUUCUAUAUAGGCGUAUAUAGGCGUUGUCCCAUACAAGUCAAAGAACUCAGGUUUACUAAGGUCAACCAGAGUUGGAUUU